Messenger RNA from Sardina pilchardus (European sardine), 3250 nucleotides. It is a transcript of the gene gpr174, whose product is annotated as G protein-coupled receptor 174. The record is from RefSeq and is a predicted model, not a curated record. Gene Ontology annotation, cellular component: plasma membrane. Gene Ontology annotation, biological process: phospholipase C-activating G protein-coupled receptor signaling pathway; positive regulation of Rho protein signal transduction. The coding region runs from base 823 to 1878 and encodes 351 amino acids. Lineage: Eukaryota; Metazoa; Chordata; Actinopteri; Clupeiformes; Clupeidae. Gene Ontology annotation, molecular function: G protein-coupled receptor activity. The transcript is spliced from 2 exons.
GAGGCGAUAAACUACAGCGGGUGAGGUAAGCCAGUGUGCAGCAGAAAAGAGAGAAGAGAGAAGAGAAAAGAGAGAAGAGAGAGAGAAAAUGAGAAAGAGACAAGAAUAGAAAGAGAAAGAGUCAGGGGGCAAGACAGAGAGAAGGAGGGACAUAGAGGAGGGUGAAAGACACAGAGAGAGAGAUAGAGAAAAAGAGAGCAAUAAAGGUACUACGCGUGGAAGGCGAAUAACAAACAGAGGAGAACAGAGGAGAAGAAAGAAACGGACAGAAGUCAAGAGAGAGAGAAAGAGAGAGAGAGAAGAAGAAGAAAGCGUGGAGAAGAGGCAGUAGAGCACGUCUGUUCCAGUAAGCAUGAGUGCUGUCAACGGGAGGAACAUGUGUGACCUGAUCCCUCUCCUCUCCGCUCUCCUCCUCUCAGAUGGGACAACAUCACCGUCACACGGCACCAAAGACUGAUCAGUAGCCCUCAGCCUGCCUUGAGAAGAAGAGGAAGAGGCCCUGGCCUGCACAUGUGACUGCUGCUGCCGCUGUGACCGUCCGUCCACCAUCAUGAACAACAGCAUGGACAAGUACCACGCUUCCUCGCACCUCGGGCAAAGACGACCGGUCUGUCACGGGACACCACCGAGCCAGUCGUCACUCUGACCGGGCCACUCUGGACAGAAGAAGAGACACCGUUGUUUAUAGCUGGUAACGUGAAGACAAAUAAAUAAAUAAAUAACAACAACAACAACGAACAAAUCAUUCAAAUCAAAUCGUCCCUUGGAAAAGGGUGUAGUCGCCCUUCCGGGAGUCCUAGCUCUCUCCUUGGCGAGAGGAAAAUGGGUGAAAUCGACUCGUGUCAGAAUGUGACCGACUUCGACGCCCUGAAGCGGUACGAGCACCAGACCUACGCCAUCAUCUACUCCAUCAUCCUGCUGCCGGGCCUGAUCGGCAACGUGCUGGCGCUCUGGGUCUUCCACGUCUACGUCAAGGAGACCAAGAAGGCCGUCAUCUUCAUGAUCAACCUGGCGGUGGCCGACCUGCUCCAGGUGCUGUCCCUGCCGCUGCGCAUCUACUACUACCUGAACGACAGCUGGCCGUUCGGCCGCGGCCUCUGCAUGUUCUGCUUCUACCUGAAGUACGUCAACAUGUACGCCAGCAUCUUCUUCCUGGUGUGCAUCAGCGUGCGACGCUGCAUGAUGGUGCUGCACCCGCUGCAGUACACCUCGUGCCGGCGGAGAAUGGACCGGACGCUGUGCGCCGCCGGCUGGCUCUUCGUGUGUCUGUGCUGCCUGCCGUUCCCCCUGCUGCGGAACAGCAGCAGCGACAAGUCGGAGAAGGCGGUCAACGGGCUCGACCCGUCGGAGAGGUGCUUCGCCGAGCUCCCGGUGAGGAACCUGUCCGCGGUGGCGGGCCUGUCGCUGAUGGUGGGCGCCGAGCUGUUCGGCUUCCUGGUGCCGCUCGGCGUGGUGGGCACGUGCACGCUGCUGACGGCGGGCAACCUGCGGCAGGACGGCGGGCGCGGGCGGCGGGUGCGGGUGCCGGCGGGCGACGGCGGCGAGAAGCGGCGGGCGCUGCGCAUGGUGCUGAGCUGCGCCGGCGUCUUCCUGCUCUGCUUCCUGCCGUACCACGUCACCUUCCCGCUGCACUACGUGGCCAAGGCGCGCUGGCCCUCCGCGGGCUGCGGCUUCCGCCACGCCGUGCUCCGCUGCCACCCCGUCACGCUGUGCCUGGCCAGCCUCAACUGCUGCCUGGACCCCGUCAUGUACUACUUCACCACCGAGGAGUUCCGCCGGCGCCUGUCGCGGCCCGAGAUCAGCGAGACGCUGCAGCUCCAGCGGCGGCUCUCCUGCAUCACCACCGAGGACAAGGCCCUCACCUCCGAACCGCACUGACCCCCGACAACGGGCCGUGGGGGGGGGGUCGCAACACGACCGCAAUCAGUGGUCUGACCUCUGAACUCAGCCUCUGAACGCCUCAAGCCACUCAAGGUAACUGGCAAUAUGGGGAUGCCUCUCGUUUGGUGUUUUAUACACCCUCCCUUCCUCCUUCGAUCCUCGUCCUCACUGAUCUACAUAAAGAAUGAUUGUUGAAUGCAACAAUGGGAUAGUCUAUCCAGUGUGAGUUAUAGAUCAGUGGGAACGCCCCUCGAGGACUGAGCAUCGAGGAUCGAGGAGAGUGUUUGAGAGCCACCCAUGGACUUGCAGAGCUCAGGGGCAUUUGUGGCCAAAAACUGUUUUUACAGUAAGUCCAAAAGGAAGAAUGGCACCCAGGCAAACAUUAAGGCCCUUAAGCUCUAGCCUUGACCUUUGACCUCCAUUUAAGGAGGAGCUGGGGAAUGCCCCUGUGAGCGUGAGGGGGUAUCGGUGGUGGAAUGGCGAAGUGGUGCGUAAGCAACAGGGCGGGAGUGGCCCCACGUGGUGUUGCGUGGGUGUUGCGUUGUGUUGCGUGGGCGGGUGGUGGAUGUGGUGUCGGGGGGAAGGGUGGACUGAAGUAACUCUCUUGACAGACAGAGGUCUUCUGAGGACAGACUCACGCAAGGGGAGAUCUGAGAAAGGAACCGAGGAAGAACGACCCCAGUAAAAAAAAUAAAAACUAUGCGGAACGAUGACAGUAGUGGUGAACGCAAGAAUGCCUUUACUGCUUAACACUGUGAAAAGUCUUCACAGUGGAACUGGAGACAUUUUGAAAAAACGUGAGAGCGGCCAGCGAUAGAACCACAGUGGAAGCACCUGAAUUAAAUUAAUUCAAUAUACUGUGACAAAACAGAGGGUCACUGAGGAGGAGCAGAGAGAGAGCCAAAGCAGGCUGUGUGGAUGAGAAUGUUGCUUUUGCAGUGCGUGUGUUUAUGUGUGAACUCCCUACAGUGGGGAAGUUGAUGAGCGGUACACGAAAAAUCAGGAAAUGUUCAGUUCAGUCUUUCCAAGAACACGUGCACAUGUGACAGGAGGACCAAAUAUAGCGAAACUAAUUUUAUCAAGAAGUCAAUGACCAAAGAGUCAAUGAAGAAAUAUCACAUGCAGAGAGUGUGUGUGUGUGUGUGUGUGUGUGUGUGUGUGUGGUGUGUGGUGUGUGUGUGUGAGAUGAGUCAGUUAAUUGAGCUGUAUGUUACUGUCCGUUAUGAAGGCACAUUAAAUCAUCUAUUUUUCUACGCUGUACUGGGAACUGAUUGUCACUUGUUCUGUCUAGUGUUCAAUUCUGUUAGAAAAUGGAGAAGUCACGCUGACUGCUAACACCUCUGGCUUCCAUUACUGACACACAAGUGAU